This is a messenger RNA of Diceros bicornis minor, 3561 nucleotides long. It is a transcript of the gene NSRP1, whose product is annotated as nuclear speckle splicing regulatory protein 1. Bases 1527 to 3101 code for a protein of 524 amino acids. NCBI's taxonomy places the organism in Eukaryota, Metazoa, Chordata, Mammalia, Perissodactyla, Rhinocerotidae. The transcript has 6 exons. Gene Ontology annotation, biological process: regulation of alternative mRNA splicing, via spliceosome. The record is from RefSeq and is a predicted model, not a curated record.
CUUCCUCAGCAAAAAAAAAAAAGAGGAGGAUUAGCUUGGAUGUUAGCUCAGGGCUGAUCUUCCUCACACACACAAAAGAAGAGCAAGGCCUAAUUCUCUUCAAUUCUGUAAAGUCUGAGAGAGGUGAGGAAGCUGCAGAAGAAAAGUUCGAAGCUAGCAGAGGUUGGUUCCUGAGGUUUAAGAAAAGAAACCAUCUCCAUAACAUAAAGGUGCAAGGUGAAGCAGCAAGUGCUCGUGUAGAAGCUACAGUAAAUUAUCCAGAAGAUCUCUAGCUAAGAUAAUUAAUGAAGGUGGCUCCACUAAUGAUAGAUUUUCACUGUAGACGGAACAGCCUUAUAUUGGAAGAAGACACCAUCUAGGACUUUCAUAGCUAGAGAGGAGAAGUCAAUGCCUGGCUUCAAAGGACAGGCUUAUUCUCUUGCUAGGGGCUGAUGCAGCUGAUUACUUUAAGUGGAAGCCAGUGCUCAUUUACCAUUCUGAAAAUCCUAGGGCCCUUAAGAAUUACGUAAAUCUACUCUGCCUGUGCUCUCUACAUGGAACAACAAAGCCUGGAUGACAGCACAUCUUUUUACAAUAUUGUUUACUGACUAUUUUAAGCCCACUGUCAAGACCUACUGCUCAGAAAAAAAGAUUCCUUUCAAGAAAUUGCUGCUCAUUAACAAUGCACCCGGUCACCCAAGAGCUCUGACGGAGAUGUACAACCAGAUUAAUGCUGUUUUCAUGCCUGCUAACACAACAUCCAUUCUGCACAGCUCAUGGAUCAGAAGUAAUUUCGACUUGCAAGUCUUAUUAUUUAAGAAAUACAUUUCAUAAGGCUAUCGCUGCCAUACGUAGUAAUUCCUCUAAUGGAUCUGGCAACAGAGUAAACUGAAAACCUUCUGGAAAGAAUUCGCCAUUCUGGAUGCCAUUGAGAACAUUCACGAUUCAUGGGAAGAGGUCAAAAUAUCAACAUUAACAGGAGUUUGGAAGAAGUUGAUGCCAACCCUCAUGGAUGACUUUGAGGGGUUCACGACUUCAGUGGAGGAAGUAACUGCAGAUGUGGUGGAAAUAGCAAGAAAACUAGAAUUAGGAGUGGAGCCUGAAGAUAUGACUGAGUUGCUGCAAUCUCAGAUAAAACUGUAAUGGAUGAGGAGUUGCUUCCUGUGGGUGAUCAAAGAAAGUGGUUUCUUGAGAUGGAAUCUACUCCUGGUGAAGAUGCUGUGAAGAUUGUUGAAAUGACAACAAAGGAUUUAGAAUAUUACAUAAACUUAGCUGAUAAAGCAGCAGUAGGGGUUUAGAGGAUUGAUUCCAAUUUUGAAAGCAGUUCUACUGCAGGUAAUAUGCUGUCAAACAGCAUUGUGUGCUACAGAGAAACUGCGUGCAAGGAAGAGUCAGUCGACGUGGCAGACUUCAUUGUCUGAUUUUAAGAAAUUGCCACGGCCACCCCAGCCUUCAGCAACCACAACCCCAAUCAGUCAGCCAGUAGACAUCAACAUCGAGGCAAGACUCUCCAUUAGCAAAAAGAUGAUGACUUGCUGAAGGCUCAGAUGAUGACCUCCGUGAGUGAGAGCCUUCAGAGGGAAGCUGCUAAGAAGCAAGCGAUGAAACAGACCAAACUGGAAAUCCAGAAGGCACUUGCAGAAGAUUCCACUGUAUAUGAAUAUGACAGUAUUUAUGAUGAAAUGCAGAAAAAAAAGGAGGAAAGUAAUCCCAAAUUGCUUUUGGGAAAAGACCGAAAGCCCAAGUAUAUUCACAACUUACUAAAAGCAGUUGAGAUCAGAAAAAAGGAACAGGAAAAAAGAAUGGAAAAGAAAAUACAGAGAGAACGAGAAAUGGAAAAGGGAGAAUUUGAUGAUAAAGAGGCAUUUGUGACAUCUGCUUAUAAGAAGAAACUACAAGAGAGAGCUGAAGAGGAAGAAAGAGAAAAGAGGGCUGCUGCACUGGAAGCACAUUUGGAUGUCACCAAGCAGAAAGAUCUCAGUGGAUUUUAUAGGCACCUAUUAAAUCAAGCAGUUGGUGAAGAGGAAGUACCUACAUGCAGCUUUCGUGAAGCCAGGUGUGGAAUAAAGGAAGAGAAGUCAAGGGGUUAUUCUGAUGAAGUAAGUUCAGAGCACAGAAUACCACAUGAGAAAUCCAUUCUCCAAACUGUUGUGAAAGUGGAGGAAAACCCAGAUGCAGACAGUGAUUUUGAUGCUAAGAGCAGUGAGGAUGAUGAAAUGGAAGAAAAUAAUAAAGUGAACUGCAGAAGGGAAAAGGGCACAGAGACCUCUGAGAAUGACUCCAAGCAUCACAGGAAUCAAACCUACUCACGGUCAUCUAGUGAAGAAAGAGAGUAUGGGACCAAACGCCACACAAAAAGUUCCAAGUCAAGAGGAUAUGAGAACAGGGAAGAUGAGCAUCAAGAGAGACAAUCCAGGGACUGGGAGAACUAUUACACUGAACGUGAUUACCGAAAAGAAAAAAAGGAUUCCCAUAGGCACAGAGAGGCCAGUCAUAGAGAUUCUCAUUGGAAGAGGCAUGAACAAGAAGAUAAACUGAGGGGAAGAGACCAUAGAGAAAGAAAUGACAGAGAAUGGAAAAGGGAGAAAGACAGGGAGAAAUAUCCCCCAAGAGAGCAAGAAAGAGAUAGACAAAGAAAUGAUCAUGACCAACACAGUGAGAAAAGAGGAGAGAGGGAAGAGAAAAGCAAAGCAAAGGAAGAGCAUAUGAAAGCAAGGAAAGAAAGAUAUGAAAACAGUGAUAAAUGCAGAAAUAGAGAAAAACGAGAAGUAAGUGUCCAGUCUUCGGAAAGAAAUAGAGACAGAAAGGAAAGCAGCCCAAAUUCUAGGGCAAAGGACGAGCUUCUUGACCAGGAAAGAUCCAAUAAAACAAGAAACAUGGAAAAGGACAAAGAAAGAAACCCAGAGAAACCCUCUAGUUCUGAAACAUCACGGGGAGCAAAACACAGAAUCACAGAGGAACGCCAAGAGAUGGGCAAAGAACAAGAGAGACCACAUGAGGCAAUGAACAAGUUUGCAAAGCGGAACAAUGAAGAAACUGUAAUGUCAGCUAGAGACAGGUACUUGGCCAGGCAGAUGGCUCGGGUUAAUGAAAAGACGUAUAUUGAGAAAGAAGAUGAUUGAUGACUGCCCCGAUAGAAAGACCUAUGGAAGCACAGAAAAUUAUGACUCCUGGAACAUGCUGUGUGAACACAGAAAGGAAUGUGUUAACAGUGGUUGGGAGGGUAUUUUUUAAUGUAUUUUCAAAAUUCAUUUGUGGUUUAGGUCUAAGUAAAAGUCCUUUCAUCUUGAAUGUUGAACAGAAUUGAUAUAUAAUAUUUACUUAUUAAUACCACAUUCUUAGUUGUAUUCAAGCAACCUAAAGAGUGUGUUAAAUCCCUCUACUUAAUGGGGAAAAUUGACUCCACUACAACCAUUAAAAAAUAAUUUAAACAACUCUCCUAAUAAUGUUGGUUUUGUUGCAGGAGCUGUUUUAUAAAUGUUGUAUUUCAGAUUAAAAUAUUUGGAUUUGAACAAUAAAGGAGAGAAUAUUAUUAUGCUUUAUAUCCUGAAAUUUGUAUUAAAGUAUAAAAUAUGGAUCAUA